Triplophysa rosa is the source of this 2155-nucleotide messenger RNA. It is a transcript of the gene xpnpep3, whose product is annotated as X-prolyl aminopeptidase 3, mitochondrial. Gene Ontology annotation, cellular component: mitochondrion. Bases 185 to 1717 code for a protein of 510 amino acids. The transcript is spliced from 10 exons. The record is from RefSeq and is a predicted model, not a curated record. Gene Ontology annotation, molecular function: manganese ion binding; metalloaminopeptidase activity. NCBI's taxonomy places the organism in Eukaryota, Metazoa, Chordata, Actinopteri, Cypriniformes, Nemacheilidae.
AGGAUGACAGGUCACCUUUCCACGAGAUCAUGAUGCUUACAUGUGCAUUUCCUUCUCUACUAUGUUGCCUUUAGGUUAAUAUUCCCGAAACGCAUUUUUAAUGCAUGCAUUAUGGGAACUUAUUCUACCUCAUGUUGAAAGUUGACACAUCAGCUGUCUUUAGAUAUCACGCGUACUUGCAACAAUGUUGCAUUCCACCACUAAUCUACUGAGAUCAGCCGUCCAGUCCGUUUCUCGCUCUCACUGGUGUCCAGGGUCUGUAUGGCAUCAAUGCAGAAAUGUGUCUCUGAAAAUGGGGGGAUGGAAAACCAAGAAAGUUCCACGGAGAUACCUUGGGCAGCCAAGCCCAUACACACACCCUCACCUCAUCAGAUAUGGUGAGGUGACCCCGGGUCUCACCCAGACAGAGUUUGAGUUGCGUCGGCAGCGCUUGGCCUCUCUGAUCGAGAUGCAAGCGGAGAGAUCGACAAGUCCUGGAACCUCCUCAAACUCAACCCACAUUGUCAUCAUCCUAUCACAUCCAAUUCGUUACAUGACCAAUGACAUCCCUUACCCGUUCCACCAGAACCAGGACUUCCUGUACCUGACAGGUAUUAUGGAACCGGACAGCGCGCUGGUCAUGUAUGGAUCAGGUAAGCCAGACCAGGCCGUGUUGUUCGUCCCUCGACGAGACCCAGCACGGGAGCUUUGGGAUGGGCCUCGUUCGGGAAAGGACGGAGCGGCUGCCCUGACAGGACUAGAGCGGGUUCACAGCACAGAGGAACUGGGCGUUGUGCUAAAGAGUAUGAAAGGUGGAACUGUAUGGUACGACAGCUCGCAGCCUUGCCACCUGCAGUUGCACCAAACUCACGUAUGCCACCUUUUGGAGGGAGGACCACUGAUACAGUCUCUCCGUCCCCUCACUCAUUCCCUAAGAGCCAUUAAGAGCCCAGCAGAGGUCGCGCUGAUGAAGGAGGCGGGACGGAUCACUGCCCAGGCAUUUAAGAAGACAAUGGCUAUGUCUAGAGGAGAUAUUGAUGAAGCACAUCUCUACGCAAAGUUUGAUUUUGAAUGUCGGGCUCAUGGUGCUAAUUUCCUGGCUUAUCCUCCAGUGGUUGCCGGGGGAAACCGAGCCAACACGCUUCAUUACAUCAACAACAAUCAAAUAGUGAAGGAUGGAGAAAUGGUCUUGUUGGAUGGAGGCUGUGAAUAUUUUGGUUAUGUCAGUGACAUCACACGCACUUGGCCGGUGAAUGGAAAGUUUAGUCCCGCUCAAAGGGAGCUGUAUGAGGCCGUGCUGGAGGUGCAGUUAGCCUGUCUGUCACAAUGCAACCCUGGAGUCAGUCUGGACUACAUUUACUCCACCAUGCUCACUCUGUUGGGGCGACAACUCAAAGAGCUCGGAAUUAUCCCAAGAUACACCAGUGAUACAGACACAAUAAAGGCUGCUCGGCAGUUUUGCCCCCAUCAUGUUGGUCACUACUUGGGCAUGGACGUUCAUGACACACCCGAGCUCUCCCGUUCACAACCGCUGCAGCCCGGCAUGGUGAUCACCAUAGAGCCAGGGUUGUACAUCAGCGAAGAUGACGAAUCAAGCCCACAGCGAUUCAGAGGUCUCGGGGUACGAAUUGAGGAUGACGUGGUAAUCCGGGACCAGGGGGGACCCCUCGUCCUGUCUGCCCACACUCCAAAAACCAUCGCUGAUGUAGAGAGAACUUGCGCACAGAGAGAUGAUUGAGAAAACUGGAGACAAGACAUAGCGAAUUCUUCCAUAAAGAGUGUAAUUCUCCCGUCUUUUAACACUACCUCUCAUAGGGUUUUCUUUAAAUGCCUUUGAGUCAACUGACUAAACCUGUGAGGUCUACAUUUCAGAGAACCUGCUCCAGUUAAGUAUGAAAUCUACUGGAUUAAGAGCUGGGCUUGUCUGGACAAGGUGCACCAUCUCACAGAUACCCAGUUCACUCCUACACUUGAUAGUUGGAAGGUUUGGUUUGGCGUGGUUGUGUUAUGUAUUUGAUCUACUCCUAAGAUCUAGGAUAAAGGUUUAUAGGAGAAUUGAAUUGAGCAUGGUAAACAACAGACUAUUUUAUCUCUGGCAGUGAGACAUUUUGCUUGUUUGAUGAUUUAUUGACAUGUUUUUUACAAAAUGUUGUCCAAAUAAAUGUCUUAUACUGUA